AUGGCACAUCUGUUCCGUGGCGGGCGCGUGCACCAGAUUUUUGGUGCCGACACGGAUGUAGGCAAGACCAUCUUUUCAACGGCGCUUGCGCUCGCGAGUGCGGCAUGCCCCCUCGAUGGCUCGGCGCCCGCUCGCACGCUCAACGCGCACGCCGCGGGGGAGGCGGUAUCGUACCUGAAGCCGGUAUCGACAGGCGCAGCGAGCGAAGCGGACGAAGGCCACCUUCGCACAUUUGCGCCACAUGUUGAGGCGCACACGCUUGUGCAGUUCCGUGACCCUGUUUCGCCGCACGUGGCAGCGAGGUGCGAUGGUGGGCUGCCGGCGGACGCGCAGGAUGCGGUGCUAGUAAGCCGCAUUGGCGCAUGGAUCCACGCGCAUGCGCGAGGCGCCGCACUCAUCGAGACGGCCGGGGGCGUCCACUCGCCUGGGCCGAGCGGCACGUCGCAAGCCGAUCUGCUGCGCCCCUUGCGCCUGCCGACGAUUCUGGUCGGCUCGAGUAGGCUGGGCGGCAUUAGCACAACGCGCGCCGCCUACGAAAGUCUCACGCUGCGCGGCUACGAUGUCGAUGCGGUGCUGCUGUUCCCAUCGCCCGUGUACGGCAACGACGUGUAUCUGCGCGACUACCUCGCCGAGCGCGGCGUGCGUGUCUUCACGCUGGGCGGCCCGUCGUCGACGAGUGCAUGGGGCCCGCCGCCAGUGCGUGCGCCGACCACCGCGCAGGACUGCGACGCCAUGCGCCACUUCUAUCUCGGUGUCCUGCAUAGCGAGCAGGGCGACUCGGCGAUCAGCGUUGUGCGCCAUUUGCGUGAACUGCACACGCAGCGCAUCGCUGCGCUCGAGUCGCUCGGCAAGCGCGCACACGAGCACUGCUGGUGGCCCUUCACGCAGCAUGCGCGCGUAGGCGUGGACGACGUGAUGGCGAUCGACAGUGCGCACGGUGACUUUUUCGCGGUGCAUUCGCCAGCGUCGCCGCACUCGCUGCUGACGCCCGUUCUCGACGGCUCUGCAUCGUGGUGGACGCAAGCCGUCGGCCACGCACACCCUCGACUGGCACUGGCUGCUGCGUAUGCGGCGGGGCGGUAUGGGCAUGUUAUAUUCCCGAGCGCCGCGCACGAGCCGGCGGUGCGGCUCGCGGAGCGCUUGCUCGCGACUGUGGGGCGUGGCUGGGCCGCGCGCGUGUUCUACUCAGACGAUGGGAGUACGGGCAUGGAAGUCGCGCUGAAGAUGGCGCUCCAGGCGUCUGUGCGGCGGUACGCGGGCGAGGCGCCCGACGCUGAGACGCAUGCGCGCACGGCGCGCGGCCGCCAGCCUGGCUCGCUCGGCGGGCGCCCGCCGCGUGUUUGGGAAGUGCUGGGCCUGCAGGGCAGCUACCAUGGCGACACGAUCGGCGCGAUGGACGCGUGUGAGCCGAGCGUGUUCAGCGAGCACGUCGAGUGGUACCAGGGGCGGGGCUAUUGGAUGGCGCCGCCCACGGUGCACCUGCGUGCGGGCCGCGUACACAUUGAGGUCGCCGACGAAGGCCGCGACUGGCCCGCGUCCGGGGCACUCGCGCAGCUCGACACGAUCGACGAGGUGUACGAUGUGGAGGCGCGUCUCACGACGCCGCUCGCAGCGCACUACCGCCGUGUCGUGCAUGCGGUGCUGGAGCGCCUCGUUGUGGAGGAGCGCCGCCGCUUCGGCGCGCUGGUCCUCGAGCCGCUGGUGAUGGGCGCGGGGGGCAUGAUCUUUGUGGACCCGCUCUUCCAGCGCUGCCUUGUGGACGUGGUGCGUGAGCGGACGGACCUAUUUGCGCUCAGUGAUCCGCCCCUGCGCAGCGCGGCGGCUGGCACCACACCGCCCGGCUCCUGGCGCGGUCUGCCGGUUGUGUUUGACGAGGUGUUUGCGGGCCUGGGGCGCCUCGGCUUUGCGUCCGGCGCCUCGGCGCUCGGCGUGACGCCGGACGUGUCGUGUGUGGCCAAGAUCCUGUCGGGCGGCACGGUGCCGCUUGCGGCGACGCUGGCAUCGGACAGUCUUUUCCGCACGUUCACGUCGUCGACUGACAAGGCGCAUGCGCUUCUGCAUGGCCACAGCUACACGGCGCAUCCCGUGGGGUGCCAAGUCGCGCUCGAGACGCUGGAUCUACUGGACGCGGUACGCGGCGCGGCGCGCGGCACGAGUGUGUGGGAUCGCGCGGGUGUCGAGCGCCUCUCGCACCUCCCUCGCGUCGACAGUGUCAUGGCGCUAGGCACGGUACUCGCCGUCGCACUGCGCACGGACCGCGCGGGCUAUGCGUCGGAAGAGGCCGAGAGCGUCGUGCGCCGCCUGCGCACGCAGGCCGUGCCCGCGGCAUGCCACCCCGACCUGCCGCCUAUGGCCGCAGAUGCGGGUGAGACGCCAGCGUUCCCACUGCACCUGCGGUCCCUUGGGCACGUCGUGUAUAUCAUGGCGAGUCUCACGACGCCGGAGACGGUGCGCGAACGUGCACUGAGCGCGCUGGAGCAGGUGCUGCAAGCAGCUACGUAG
Malassezia sympodialis ATCC 42132 is the source of this 2502-nucleotide messenger RNA. RefSeq lists its product as uncharacterized. The record is from RefSeq and is a predicted model, not a curated record. Lineage: Eukaryota; Fungi; Basidiomycota; Malasseziomycetes; Malasseziales; Malasseziaceae. Gene Ontology annotation, biological process: biotin biosynthetic process. Gene Ontology annotation, molecular function: dethiobiotin synthase activity; pyridoxal phosphate binding; S-adenosyl-L-methionine:8-amino-7-oxononanoate transaminase activity. Gene Ontology annotation, cellular component: mitochondrion.